Molecule: messenger RNA, 2165 nt
Organism: Pan troglodytes (chimpanzee)
Lineage: Eukaryota; Metazoa; Chordata; Mammalia; Primates; Hominidae
Gene: TMEM81
Product: transmembrane protein 81
Exons: 2
Coding region: 974-1741 (255 amino acids)
Source: RefSeq, a predicted model, not a curated record
GACCUACGUGAAUAAUGAGCUCUAUUCUGUAGGGUAAAGGGAGUAGGCCAAGAGUCAGGGAGCAUCAUGCAUCCUCUCACUCAAAAUAUAUCUUUGUAUCCUUGGGAAGGAAGAGUGCCUAAAAGGGGGAGAGGAGCUGCCUUUAACAUAACCUUAAACAUUCUGAUUUGAAAAGGUCAUCUUGGCCCUUGUCUUUAUGAAUUUCCAUUUCUAUUUAAAAUUCCUUACACAUUGAACAGUGUUUCACACUUUACAAAGUGUUCUCACGUACAGUAUAUCAUUCAAUGCUCUAAGUGACCUUCCUCAGAUAGGCAAGGAGGUCUUAAGUUACAAAGGAGGAAACAGAAAUUCAGGAAGGAGGUGGAUUUAAAGUCAUUAAGAGAACACGAAAACGGCCAGCGCGGUGGCUCAUGCCUGUAAUCCCAGCACUUUGGGGGGCUGAGGUGGGUGAAUUGCUUGAGCCCAGGAGUUGGAGACAAGCCUCGACAACAUGGUGAAACCCCGUAUCUACAAAAAAUAGAAAAAUUAGCCAGGUGUGAUAGCCUGCACCUGUAGUCCCAGCUACCUAGGAGGCUGAGGUGGCAGGAUCACUUGAGCCUAGGAGGUUGAGGCUGCAGUGAGCUGUGAUCAUGUAUGUUACUGCACUCCAGCCUGGGUUGACAGAGUGAGGCCCUGCCUCAAAAAAAAAAAAAAAAAAAAGCAUGAAGACUAGUAGGUAAGGUGGUUAUUUUAUUAACAACGAUAGAUAGUAAAGCAACACCAUUGUGAUUUUUUUCCUGCCUUGUGGCCUCACCUGUUUAUAAGGACUGGACUUUUAUUUAUUAAGUUGUGUUGUUUUAUUGACAAUACAUGCAUCAUAUCUUUUGACUUUGAAGGAUAUCUCAUGUCAAAGGAAUCAAGUUAUGAUUUAUAGAGGAUUCAACUGGAAUACCUUGUGGGUGCUGGCUGAGGGUGGCAAAACGCCUACCGAGACAUGAAGGUUUUAGCCACUAGUUUUGUCCUUGGGAGCCUGGGGUUGGCCUUCUACCUGCCUUUGGUGGUGACUACACCUAAAACACUGGCCAUCCCUGAGAAGCUGCAAGAAGCUGUGGGGAAAGUUAUCAUCAGUGCCACAACCUGUACUGUCACCUGUGGCCUUGGCUAUAAGGAGGAGACCGUCUGUGAGGUGGGCCCUGAUGGAGUGAGAAGGAAAUGUCAGACUCAGCGCUUAGAAUGUCUGACCAACUGGAUCUGUGGGAUGCUCCAUUUCACCAUUCUCAUUGGCAAGGAAUUUGAGCUUAGCUGUCUGAGUUCAGACAUCUUGGAGUUUGGACAGGAAGCUUUCCGGUUCACCUGGAGACUUGCUCGAGGUGUCAUCUCCACUGACGAUGAGGUCUUCAAACCCUUCCAAGCCAACUCCCACUUCGUGAAGUUUAAAUAUGCUCAGGAGUAUGACUCUGGGACAUACCGCUGUGAUGUGCAGCUGGUAAAAAACUUGAGACUUGUCAAGAGGCUCUAUUUUGGGUUGAGGGUCCUUCCUCCUAACUUGGUGAAUCUGAAUUUCCAUCAGUCACUUACUGAGGAUCAGAAGUUAAUAGAUGAGGGAUUGGAAGUUAAUCUGGACAGCUACUCCAAGCCUCACCACCCAAAGUGGAAAAAGAAGGUGGCGUCAGCCUUGGGAAUAGGAAUUGCCAUUGGAGUGGUUGGUGGCGUGUUGGUGAGGAUUGUCCUCUGUGCGCUGAGGGGGGGCCUGCAGCGGUGACAGCUUCAAGAACUUAACAGCCUUGCUCCUGAAGAACUGGCUGCCCAGGAAGCCAAGCUAGCUUUUUAGGGGAGUGUUCCAGCUGCGGGUAGUGGAUCAGCUUAGAGGGAACACUCCCACAGCCAAAAGAAUGAGUGGGAGAAAUGGAGGGGACAAUCUCCUGGGAGCUAUGCGCAGUAAUCUCACUUCCUUAUGUCCCAUGGAUCUCUUCCUGAUCUUCCCUGCCCAUUGGGUACCCAGGAAACUGCAAGCAUUGCCUGUGUUCCUGGGAAGAGUUCCAAGAAGCUUGCAUAAAUUUUCUACCCUUUAUGACUUGGAUGCCUCCCCACCUCCAUUUCCCCUCUUCUGAGCUGUGUAUUCAUGUAGAGGGAUGUAUUCAGCCUUUUUAGUGAACAUUUUUUUUCAAUAAAAGUAAUUCACAGUA